AUGGUUCAUCGUAGCGACGUUACCUUACUGCGUGAUCUCACGAACAUAACCGGUGUGUCAACAAUCACCUACACACUCUGUCUCAAAUAUCAACUCGAAGAGAACGUCCGAGUGACUAAGAUGUUAGUCAAGCUUUCUGUGGGUUAUUCGAUGUGGGGAUUUCUUGGUACUUGCUUGUUUAUCUUGGGCUUUUUACUAUUUGACGCAGCUCAUCCGCUUGGACACUUAUUUUAUGCACUCUUCAACAACUACAUUGCUCUGUAA
This is a messenger RNA of Cooperia oncophora, 264 nucleotides long. Lineage: Eukaryota; Metazoa; Nematoda; Chromadorea; Rhabditida; Trichostrongylidae. The record is from the annotation of a GenBank genome assembly.